AUGGAAAAUCAGCCAGCGAAAAGAAAAAAAUAUUGUCCCAACUCCGGUGACGGCAGAAUCUCCGAACUGCCACAACCCUUAUUGCACAACAUUGUCGCUUUCCUCUCCCAAGAGGAGGCAACCAAAACUUGCGUUUUGUCCAAAUCAUGGCGUUCUAUUGGCCCUACUCGCCCUAAGAUCGAGUUUAAUGAAAUGUGCUAUGAAGAGAACCAUAAAAAGUUCCUAUCCAAUUUGGACAGUACGCUACAAGUUUACCGUGGCCGGGAGAUUUGCUUGCAAGAAUUUAUAUUGUGUGUGAGCAAAAUUAAUACUAAAUCUGUUUCUCUUCUUGAAAAAUGGUUCCCGAUCGUCUUGCUCGAUAUGGGCGUUAAGAGGUUCCAUCUGAUUUCCACCUUGAGCUACUUUGCUUUGCCGUCGAUCGUCUUUGAAGCUGAAACCCUUGAGGAAUUGCAUCUCAAGAGAUGCAGAAUUGAAUCUGUUGAGAAGGUACUUUCAUGGCGUCUGCGUAACCUUUCCUUCUGUAAGGUCGACAUUGAAGAAGAACAUUUGCAGAAAAUAAUGUCGAGGUGUCCCCUGAUCGAACACUUGGCCUUUGAUACCUGUCAUGGUUUCACAACAAUUGAGGUUCAAAAUAAUAAUCUCAAACACUUUGAAUAUUUGGAAGGGAAUGUAGAUGUCACUAUCAAAAUCUACGCCCCAAAUGUAGAGAGCAUACGUACUGUGGGAAAUGCUAGUUGGCUUCACCAUGGGAAGACCUUCCCUUGUCUCACGUCCCUGCGUCUCGAUCGAUGCAGAAUUGAUUCCGUGGAAAAUGUGCUUUCUUGGCAUCUACGUAAAGUUUCCUUCUGUCUGGUCCACAUUGAAGAUGAACAUAUGCGGAAGAUAAUGUCGAGUUGCCCCUUGAUCGAACACUUGGCCCUUGAUGCCUGUCGUGGUUUCACAACAGUUGAGGUUCAUAAUGAUAAUCUCAAACACUUUGAAUACAAUCAUUCGUCUGCCUGUUUGGAAGUCACUAUCAAAAUCGACGUGCCAAAUAUAGAGAGCAUCAGUAUUGUGGGACGUGCGAGUUGGCUUCACCAUAGGAAGACCUUCACUUGUCUCAAGUCCCUGGUUCUGGAAAAUGUGGUUCUCACCCAGAAGGACUUCGAUAGCAUCUCGGUUAAUUUUUGCUGUCUUGAGGAUUUGAAAAUACACUUCUGCAGCGGCUUUGAAGAAUUCCAGCUCUCAAGCCGUUCGGUUAAGCGGUUGCAUCUUGCAGUGAAUGGCCCCACCAAGGCAGCUAUUGACCUCCCGAAUAUACUUUCUUUUGAACUGUUAUGUGAUGAUUCCCCCUCAAUCACGUUGACAACGAAUUCCAGUGAGUGGAGGUCACUCAUACUCUUGAAGCGUGAACUGAUUACUAAUAGUGACACAGCGUUGUUGUUUGUCAAGUUAAAUGAACUGCUUAGGGCAUUGAAUCAUUCUAGGAUUCAUCUGCACAUGAGGGAUCUUCCUCUGGAGGUACCAAAUGGCUAUGGGGGUUUUGGAGAACCUGCCGUGAUUGAAAGCUUGGCCUUUUCUUACCGUCAUCCUUGUUCUUCCCUCGAAGCUUUUUUAAAUUAUUUUUUCGGCAGCUUUCGGCCGAGAUACAUAGAAGAGUCUUUCUAUCCUCGUUCAGAGGCUGAAGAGGAUGAAGAUAACAUGGAUGCUUAUCAUGCAUAUGAAGAGGAGAAUUAUCGCUUUCAAGAAUGGUAUGCUGCCGCUCGAGCGGCUCAACGGCAUGGGCUAGAAGAUGAAUACAUGGAUUUGCCAGCAUAUCCAGAGACCAACCCGUAUGGAGAAGAAAAUGAACUAAUUGAUCGUUUGUGGAUCUUUCUCAUGAAGAAAGAAAGGGAGGACCGCAUUUGGCAGCAGGAUUUAGAGGAAGUAAGUGUGGAGACCUAUGGUCGAAAUGGAGUCGAAUGGCGUUGUGUGCAAAGUGAGAAUUUAUCCCAAUUGGAGUUGCCGAACAAUGAUGAUCAAAAGAUACGCUUUCAACUGAAAUGGAGAGAGCGAGUCAUCAUGCCUAGUUAG
Striga asiatica is the source of this 2052-nucleotide messenger RNA. The record is from the annotation of a GenBank genome assembly. Lineage: Eukaryota; Viridiplantae; Streptophyta; Magnoliopsida; Lamiales; Orobanchaceae.